Molecule: messenger RNA, 1889 nt
Organism: Mya arenaria
Lineage: Eukaryota; Metazoa; Mollusca; Bivalvia; Myida; Myidae
Exons: 7
Coding region: 327-1187 (286 amino acids)
Biological process (GO): extrinsic apoptotic signaling pathway via death domain receptors; immune response; tumor necrosis factor-mediated signaling pathway
Cellular component (GO): cell surface; membrane
Molecular function (GO): cytokine activity; CD40 receptor binding; tumor necrosis factor receptor binding
Source: RefSeq, a predicted model, not a curated record
AAAGACUUGGUAUAUUUUAUGAAAAUUAGAGUAUUUGCUGUUUAUGGCUUUGUGGAUUUAAAAGGUGCGGGAUAUCGAACAUCUCUAUUUUGGUGGAUCACCGUACACUGGAUAAUGUAGCCCUAGCGAGACCAAGAAACACAAUAUGUCAAAUCUAUCUCAAAGCCAAUUGAUUGUAACACUGAUUAAAAAGAUAAUCAUAUGCAGAAAAACUGCAAAGGAAAUUAACCCUGCCAGACACACCGUACUGCCUGCCGGUCCGAAGCCCCCCAAAAAGGUGACGGAUUUCCUCCAAUAUACAAACAUUCACAAAGACAUAUAGAACUAUGCGUGACGCUUGCAAAUUAAAGCGCAAAAAGACGCAUGCAAUUACUUGUGUAAUCUUAAACAUGUUUCUGACGUUUAACUUUCUGCUGCUUAUAACAGUCUGGGCUGUUGUCAGAGCAUCUUUAAGUAAUCCCCAAGCAAGCGCAAUAUGCAUUCCUUGCGACAAAACGACGCCGAAUACUUUCUCAGGACCAAAGAUUGAUCAUUCCACUAUCAAAAUGAGAGAAGAUGGUAUGUGCUGUGGACCUGUCGAAAGCAUUGCUCAGAAUGUAUUACAAAAGGAUGUGGUUGAGCAGUACUACGAAUAUAGGAAAAACAGUGCAAGUCUGCUUGAUAUAUUAGACGAUUCGGUAAUUGCUGACUGUCAAAGGGAAACAAGCAACAAACACCCCAUGUCGAAAAUUGUCGGAAUCGUAGAGUUCAAACCUAGCUACAUAGUUAACGGUCAUUACAAAGUCCUGUGGAAUAAGAAUGGCCGAACGUUUUCUGCGAACAAUUGCGUCCACUUGGAACCAGAAGGGGAAAUAUUUGUCCGACAGCCUGGCUACUACAUUGUUUCUUCGCAACUGAAUCUUAUAAGACAAAAUGAGACUGGAACAUAUAGAAAUGAAACCAGUCCAACGGUCUUUAGUCACCAUGUAGAUCUCUUUUCACAAAAGUUUGGCUGGACUGGAAUCUUGAUGCAAACCAAGAAAUCAAUUCAAAGAAACGACGGUUUCUAUACAAGUUUUCUUUCUGCGGUUUUCAAGCUAAACAAGAAUGAUAGACUCUCCGUGUCUGUAUCGAAUCCUGAAUAUUUAGAGACUGACAACCCUAACGAUCAUUUUCUGGUUUAUUAUACCUAUGAUCUGCCAUACUAAAAUACGGCUUAACUUUAUCAAUAAAUUAUUUUGAGACCUGUGUAACGUGCCUUUAAUUUGACGAACUCAAAUUGUAAAGUCUGACUGAACUAAGUACAUACAUAAAUGAAAUCAAAGAAGAAAAUGUCUUACUUAAUAGUACGAAAACAUCUUGGGGUACAUAUGAACAAUAUUAUUUACCUGGUACAUGCGAAUAGCUACUGUUUUCAAUACGUUAUAUUUUAGACUUUCUCUUCUAAGACUUUAUUCAAUUUUCUAAAUGUUGGUGAAUAUAUUUUACAAUUCAAAUACAAUCUUUUUUUGAUUAUUGUCGUCCCGUAUAAUGGCAGAAAUGAAUGCUUUUUGUUGGCUCGUAUAUUUUAUGACUGUUUUGUUAAAACGUAUUGCUUGUUUGUAUUACUUUUUUGUUAUUAUUUUUUGUUAUAAUUAGUUAAAACGUCCCAAAUCAAUAACGCGUUUCAUUUAAUUAACUUUUCAGUAGGAAUAAGCUAGCGAGAUGAAAGCAAUAUUCAUAUUAUAUAUAUGUUAAAAGAAUGAAAUCUAAAUGAGAUUUUGUCCUUUCCAUCCUUUGCCUUCCUGAGUCUGAGACUGUUGAGUACAGUCCAGAGACUGUUUGUUAACAUACAUAAAAUCAGACCGCAAAUUUUCAUAUUUGUAAUAUAUUUAAUAUGCAUAUGAAACACAAAAAACUGUAUAGUUUUC